Neurospora hispaniola is the source of this 1811-nucleotide messenger RNA. RefSeq lists its product as uncharacterized. The record is from RefSeq and is a predicted model, not a curated record. The transcript is spliced from 2 exons. Lineage: Eukaryota; Fungi; Ascomycota; Sordariomycetes; Sordariales; Sordariaceae. Bases 317 to 1675 code for a protein of 452 amino acids.
UGAUAGGGACUUUUGGACAUCGAGGGUGCUUGCCUGGAACUCAGCCAUGAACCCAUGACGCUGUUGUUGAAUUCUUGCAUGAUGAUCAAAAGCUUUUUCAAGGUUAUUUCCGUCGUCUGAGGGCCUCCAUUGCCUGGUCGGAAACAUAUAUAAAUGCUCUCGUCCUACCCAUCUCAAUGACUUCACUCUUCACCUUUGUUGUCAACAGCAACAGCAACAAUAAUAUCACACUUCCCGUUACCAACGACGCAACAACCAGACAGUUACCAGUCCACAACGACAACAUCAACACCAAAUCUCCAACACAGCCAGCAAUAUGUGCCUCUCCGAGACCGACAGUCACAAACAGAAGAGAAUGACUAGUGAAAGCCCCCGCUACAUCCCCAUUACCACUACCACCACCUCCUCCUCCUACAGAUCCGACCGUUCCACCACUCACUUCGACGGUCCCAACACCGGAAGCAACACCAUCCGUAGCGCCCAUGAACUCGUCCAUGACACUCACCGUCUCGAUAAUCCCCAGGACCUCUACCGCCAGCACCGCAAUGAGCACCUCGACUCUACCACGGUCGGCGGCAGCCUAGGCCGCUCUUUGAGUGGUACCUCUAGUCAUUCUGCUCGUCGACCAGAAACAAGUACCAGAGCCAGACGCAUUCUGCAGGAGCACGCUGCUGCUGGCCAUGGCCAUGGCCUUGGUCUGACUGGCGGCAUUCGUGCUCGGGAUGGAAGUGGUGGUGAUGAUGAUAAUGGCAUGGCUCUUUCUUUUGUUGACGGGGGUGAUGAUAACUACACCCACGUUCCCUUUCCCACUCACGGUGGUGGUAGUUCCGGUCUCGGUACUAGUCGCGGUGCGCCCGCGUCGUCCGCUAUUAACCUCCCCAUCCGUAAUCACGGCGACCGCAGCGGCCAUCACCCCUACUCCAACUCUCACUCUCGCUCUCACUAUGACCGCGGCACCGAUACCGGCACCAUCCGCAACCACCACCACCGCGAGCGACACUCCCUCCACACCCCCCGACCACCGCCGCCCAGAGAACCCAAAGAGCGCACAACCACUUACUUUGUCCAAGACAACAUCCUCAUGCGCAUUUCUUCUAUUUCCCACUCCCACUCCCACUCUUCUGUAUCCCAUGCCCACUCUUCCCACUCUUCCCAUGCCCACUCCCACUCCCAGUCGGGUACUCACCACCACUCCUACCCGACCACCAUUGACAACAUGAACGAUCCCAGCGGCGACAGCAGUAACUCCAACCCCAACUUCACCAGCCACAACACCUCCGACUCCAUGUCCACCGAACACAGAGGCGGUGGCAGCAGCAGCGCCGACCACAAAAGAAGGAAAUGGUACCGUGAUCGAAUGGCAAGGAUCAUCCAGGAUAUCGAGCCGGGGUUGCCUCCUCCUCCUUCUUCUUCUUUUUCUUCUUCAACUUUUUCUUCUGGUCGAUUGGGUAGUGGCGGUCGUGGUGCUGGUGCUGGUGCUGGUGGGUACAAUUACAUGUAUCCUGGUAUGGGUAGUAGUGCUUUGGGAAGUGGCGGUUCUGGCGGUGGGGGAUAUGCUGAUACUGAUACUGGUGCUGGUGCUGGUGGGUAUGGCGCCACCAAUGCUCGCGAUAGUGGCUAUGAAAGUUUUCCUGGGAGUCCGGGGGGUUCUUUUGGUCGUGGACGUGGGCACUAGGUUUAGGUUUAGGUCUACCAUGGGUCAUGGUCUAGACUUAACAUCUAUUUAACGAUGCGUUCCGCCCAGAACGCCUCUACCGAGGGUGAGAGACAUUGAUCUGACGGAUGGAUCCAGAAUAGACUCAGACCAUUCA